Messenger RNA from Pyrus x bretschneideri (Chinese white pear), 393 nucleotides. Its product is annotated as beta-amyrin 28-monooxygenase-like. Bases 1 to 393 code for a protein of 130 amino acids. The transcript is spliced from 2 exons. The record is from RefSeq and is a predicted model, not a curated record. Gene Ontology annotation, molecular function: oxidoreductase activity, acting on paired donors, with incorporation or reduction of molecular oxygen; iron ion binding; monooxygenase activity. Gene Ontology annotation, biological process: sterol metabolic process. NCBI's taxonomy places the organism in Eukaryota, Viridiplantae, Streptophyta, Magnoliopsida, Rosales, Rosaceae.
AUGAAAUAUACAUGGUGUGUGGUAUGUGAAGUGUUGAGGUUGAAGCCAGCAAUUCUCGGGACUUUCAGAGAGGCCAUCACCGACUUCAUCUAUGAAGGAUAUCUAAUUCCAAAAGGAAUGAAGUUGCACUGGAAUGCAUAUGGGACACACAAAAAUCCCGAAUAUUUCCCUAAUCCAGAAAAGUUUGAUCCGUCGAGGUUCCAAGGGGCUCCAAUGUGCCCCGGCAGAGAAUACGCACGAUUCAAGGUAUUGGUCUUCAUGCAUAAUUUGGUCAUCAGAUUCCGGUGGGAGAAGCUUUUUCCGGACGAGAAAAUGAUAAUGGACCCAAUUCUUGUUCCCACCAAAGGACUUCCAAUUCGGCUUUAUCCUCACACCUCAAUUCAACGACCUUGA